UCCCAGCAGGGCGGAAGCGCCAGAAUUCCAGGCAGAGCCCAGCGACUGGCGGGCAGCCGCUGGGGUCCCCUGAGGCUUUGGGGGCUAUGGCCGGGGUCGCGUGUUUGGGGAAAGCUGCGGACGCCGAUGAAUGGUGCGACAGCGGCCUGGGCUCUCUGGGUCCGGACGCGGCGGCCCCCGGAGGACCUGGGCUAGGCGCGGAGCUGGGCCCGGGGCUGUCGUGGGCGCCCCUCGUUUUCGGCUACGUCACUGAGGAUGGCGACACGGCACUGCACUUGGCGGUGAUUCAUCAGCAUGAGCCCUUCCUGGACUUCCUCCUAGGCUUUGCAGCUGGUACCGAGUACCUGGACCUGCAGAAUGACUUGGGCCAGACGGCCCUGCACCUGGCGGCCAUCCUGGAGGAGGCGUCCGCGGUAGAGAAGUUGUAUGCAGCAGGUGCCAAUUUGCUGGUGGCGGAGCGUGGAGGCCACACGGCGCUGCACCUGUCCUGCCGCGUGGGAGCCCACGCCUGCGCUCGCGUGCUGCUCCAGCCUCGCCCCCAGCACUCCAGGGGAGCCCCCAAGACCUACCUCGCUCAGGGCUCUGACCAUACCCCUGACACCGACCACACCCCUAUUGCCCUGUACUCUGAACCUGACGUGGAGAAAGAAGAGGAUGAGAGUGAAGAGGACUGGAAACUGCAGCUAGAGGCUGAAAACUAUGAGGGCCACACCCCACUCCACGUGGCUGUCAUCCACAAAGAUGCAGAGAUGGUCCGACUGCUCCAGGAGGCAGGAGCUGACCUCAACAAACCCGAGCCCACCUGCGGCCGAAGCCCCCUGCACUUGGCCGUGGAGGCCCAAGCAGCUGAUGUACUGGAGCUUCUCCUGAAGGCCGGUGCUGACCCCGCUGUCCGCAUGUAUGGUGGCCGCACCCCACUCGGCAGUGCCGCGCUUCGGCCCAGCGCCAUCCUUGCCCGCCUCCUCCGUGCUCACGGAGCCCCAGAGCCCGAGGACGAGGACAAGCCUGGCCCCUGCAGCAGCAGCAGCAGCAGCAGCAGUAGCGACAGCGAGAGCGGGGAUGAGGGCGGAGCAAGAGCGGGAGAACGCAGGCUGCGGGAAGGUGACCUUGGGCAGCAGUGAUUCGAACACUGGCAGCGGUGGGGAACGACCUCAGCCAGCGGUGAAGGGGCUUCCUUGGAGAACCCAGGCAGCGAGACAUGACUGUGGGCAGGGGUUGUCGCUGACUGGCAGGGGUUGAGGAAUUUGGGUAAAGGCAGGAGGAAGUGGGGCAGAGGGGGAGACCUCCCUGUGGUGGCUGAAGGACUGGAGAGGCCGCAGGGCCGGGAGAACACAGGUGACCUUGGAAGAGGUGGUGAGAGAACUAGGAGCUGGGAUUUAGACUUAGGAGCGGGGACCUCGGGCUUCGACGCAGCACCCGGUUCCCACAGUGGGUGGGGGAACUUGGGCAGCGGGCAAGGUGGCAGCUGCCUGAGCCCCUCUGCCUGGCCCCUCUGCCCCCAGGAUGAAUACGACGACAUCGUAGUCCACAGUGGCCGGAGCCCCAACCAGCUACCUCCCACCCCAGCGUCAAAACCGCUCCCUGACGACCC
Capra hircus (goat) is the source of this 1591-nucleotide messenger RNA. RefSeq names its product NFKB inhibitor beta (gene NFKBIB). The record is from RefSeq and is a predicted model, not a curated record. Gene Ontology annotation, cellular component: cytosol. Lineage: Eukaryota; Metazoa; Chordata; Mammalia; Artiodactyla; Bovidae. Bases 87 to 1121 code for a protein of 344 amino acids. Gene Ontology annotation, molecular function: protein binding. Gene Ontology annotation, biological process: cellular response to lipopolysaccharide; signal transduction. The transcript has 6 exons.